Pygoscelis adeliae (Adelie penguin) is the source of this 919-nucleotide messenger RNA. RefSeq names its product adenylate kinase 3 (gene AK3). The record is from RefSeq and is a predicted model, not a curated record. NCBI's taxonomy places the organism in Eukaryota, Metazoa, Chordata, Aves, Sphenisciformes, Spheniscidae. The coding region runs from base 12 to 695 and encodes 227 amino acids. Gene Ontology annotation, molecular function: ATP binding; AMP kinase activity. Gene Ontology annotation, cellular component: mitochondrion; cytoplasm. The transcript is spliced from 5 exons. Gene Ontology annotation, biological process: nucleobase-containing compound metabolic process.
GCCGCAGCAGCAUGGUGGUGCCGCCGCUGCUGCGCGCCGUCAUCAUGGGGCCCCCGGGCUCCGGGAAAGGCACCGUCUCCGCUCGGAUUAUCAAACACUUCGGGAUGAAGCACCUCUCCAGCGGCGACCUGCUGAGGGACAACAUGCAGAAGAGGACAGAAGUUGGAAUCCUUGCCAAGUCCUACAUUGAUCAAGGGCGGCUUAUUCCAGAUGACAUCAUGACACAACUAAUGCUGAAUGAGCUAAAAGGUCUAGAUCGGUACAACUGGCUAUUGGACGGUUUCCCCAGAACGGUUGCUCAGGCAGAAGCUUUGGAUAAAGAAUGUCAAAUAGACACUGUGAUUGACCUAGACGUGCCAUUUGAGACCAUAAAACGUCGGCUCACAGCACGUUGGAUCCACCCUGCUAGUGGCAGAGUCUACAAUCUUGAAUUCAGUCCUCCCAAAGUACAGGGCAUUGAUGAUAUUACUGGAGAGCCACUUGUUCAGCGUGAUGAUGAUAAGCCAGAGACGGUUACCAAGAGGCUGCAGGCUUAUGAUGCACAAACAAAACCUGUUCUAGAAUAUUAUCGGGAAAAAGGGUUAUUGAAAUCCUUCUCUGGAACAGAAACCAAUAAGAUCUGGCCACAUAUUUAUGCCUUCCUCCAAACCAAGUUGCCAGAUGUGAGCCAGAAAGAUGCUGCUACUCCCAGGUGAAAAUAGGUCUAACUUCUGCUCAUCUGUCAUAGCUCACACUUGAUUACAUGAGAUUCAGCAAUCAAGGAUUUCUCUAAGUAGUCUACCAGACUGAUCAAUAAUUAAAGGCUAAUGUUGUCCUUUAACUUACAUUAUGAUAAAACUUGGUUGCCUGUGGUUCUCACUUUAAUGCUGUGUUUUUUAUAUUAAAUAUACCUAAUUUUUAUAAUAUAGUAACUGACUUU